This is a messenger RNA of Esox lucius (northern pike), 811 nucleotides long. It is a transcript of the gene npm2a, whose product is annotated as nucleophosmin/nucleoplasmin, 2a. Bases 354 to 746 code for a protein of 130 amino acids. Gene Ontology annotation, molecular function: chromatin binding; histone binding; RNA binding. Gene Ontology annotation, cellular component: cytoplasm; nucleoplasm; nucleolus. The transcript has 5 exons. Lineage: Eukaryota; Metazoa; Chordata; Actinopteri; Esociformes; Esocidae. The record is from RefSeq and is a predicted model, not a curated record. Gene Ontology annotation, biological process: chromatin remodeling.
AGGGGCGUUUGGAGGAAGCCGUCAGCAUUGCCACUAUUUAAAUACGUCACUCAUUGCUUCAUGCCACACCCCCGAAACGGUAGUAAACGGACCUCGAGGUUUUGAAGAAACAUGACAUUUUGUUACAAAUAGUUCUGGGACGUAGCAAAUGUUGAGGCGAACUGAACGCACCUUCAUGCAAGGAUUUGUCAUUGGUCUCAACGGGUGAGGUGAGUCGUCGUAUACGUUUGGGUUUAGGUAGAAUUUUGUGUUCUCCAACGACCACUUCGAGACCCAAACCAAAGUCAGAUACAGAGUCAAAACCCUGGGAGCGAAGAGGCACAAUAUUCCAGAAUAAACUCCACUUUAUCUCCAUGGACCUCUCCACUUUAUCCUCCGUUUCUGACACCGUCUGUGUGCUCUGGGGAUGUGAGUUGAGUGAUAACCAGAGUACAGCCGUGUUUGAAAUAGAGGAAGACGACUUAUUGGAGCAUCAGUUCUUCAUCCGAACGAUGUGCCUGAGUGCUGAAGCCAGAAUGGAGAUGCAUGUUGUAGAGGUCCUGGACAGAGUCGGGGUGUACUCCAAGCCAGUGCCCAUAGCCACCCUUCAUCCCAAGUGUCAACCUAUGGUCAGUUUCACUGGGUUUGAGCUCAUGCCACCGGUCACCUUCAGCCUUCGCUCUGGGCAUGGGCCCCUUUUCGUUUGUGGACAGCAUGUGACAUUGGGAUUUGAGGAAGAGGAGGAGAUAUUCUUCUCAUCACCCUGAUUAGCUUGGGCUUGAGAAACAUGUUCACAUUUAAAGGACUUCAAUAAAAACAAAAAAGCACAAGA